Molecule: messenger RNA, 1143 nt
Organism: Varroa destructor (honeybee mite)
Lineage: Eukaryota; Metazoa; Arthropoda; Arachnida; Mesostigmata; Varroidae
Gene: nudC
Product: nuclear distribution C, dynein complex regulator
Biological process (GO): protein folding
Cellular component (GO): cytoplasm
Source: RefSeq, a predicted model, not a curated record
ACUGUGAGUGGAAGCAUGUCGCACAUUCUAGAAGAUCAUAACUCAGUAGGUUCUAUAUUGACGUUGGUACGAUGUUUGGCAUUUUCAAUGAAGAGGGCAUUUGUGCAAAAACCUCAAUCACAUCAUCAGAUCAUUAUCCGCUCGGAUUUGAUGGAACGCGACAAGAUUCAACCAAUGAAACGACUUCAUUUGAAGACGAGUAACCCUUCAGUAGGUGAGGAUUCGGAGGUCGAUAAGGACAAAGAUAAGCUGCCUCCGAAUGAUCAAAAUGGCUGCGAUCUAGAAAACUAUAGAUGGACCCAAACCCUUGAGGAGGUGGAGCUUCGGGUACCGAUUCCUGAUGGUCUUAAAAUUAAAUCGCGCGAUGUCGUUUGCAAUAUUGAGAAAAAGCACCUUAAGGUCGGCCUUAAGGGAUCUCCGUUGACUAUCGACGGCGAGAUGUAUGCUGUGGUCAAAAAGGAAGAAUGCUUCUGGAACCUUGAAGAUGGCAAGGUUAUUGUCGUUAACCUGGAAAAGGUGAAUAAAAUGGAAUGGUGGCCCCACCUGGUACUCACUGAUCCGCUCAUCAACACGCAGAAGGUUUCUCCUGGUAAUUCAAAGCUGUCAGAUCUCGAUGGGGAAACCCGAGGAAUGGUUGAGAAAAUGAUGUACGAUCAACGGCAAAAGGCAAUGGGCCUGCCGACGUCUGAAGAACAGAAGAAGAACGAAAUGCUUCAAAAGUUUAUAGCGCAGCACCCCGAGAUGGAUUUUAGUAAAGCGAAAUUCUCUUGAAUGGGAGAAGUAUGAUGAUUUCACUGGUCACAUCCUUUUGCUGUCUUCAGUUUUCUGUAGUUUCCGAACAGAUAAUGAAGACUCUGGUGUAUUUGGAACAGCCAGGCAACUUCGAAUUCACUUAAGAAAAUGAGUGUUGCUUGACCAAGUGAAACCAUUUGCUAGUAGCAAAAAAUUAUGACCGAUAAUGAAGUGGUAUGAGCGCGUAUAAACUCUGAAUGGUAUCGAGCAUCGAUCGGCUGUAGUGUGAAGUACGACAUAACAAUGGCGUGUCCGAACAGCAACAACAAUUAAAGUAUUAGGCGUGUGCUCUACAAACAAGGAUGUCAUCAACAAUUUAAAUAAAUGAACUACUGUAUAUAUUAAUACAUA